AUGGGGCAGAUAAUUAUGCUGCUCGGUCUCUUUGUUCAGCUGCUCUUCCUCGGGUUCUUCCUCGGGUUCUUCCUCUGCAUAUCGCUAGUAUUCUGGCAACGCAUGUCGAAGUCAUCAAAGCAAUAUGCCAUCCUUCAGUAUGGUAAGCACACGUGGGACCAGCUAUUGAAGAUGGUAGUGCUUGCUGCAGUCAUCAUCAUCCUUCGGUGCAUCUUUCACGUCAUCGAAUUCGCGCAAGGACACAGUGGCUACCUCGUUAGCCACGAGAUAUUCAUCUACAUCUUCGAUGCAGCGCCUAUGUUGGUGGUACAGAGCAUGAUGCACUUUGUGUACGCGGCGAAAGUCUUUGGUGUUGGAAGGUUCUCAAGACUAGGGAAGAUCGAAAGCGUCAUCGAUCUGUAUCGAAGGGAGCAGGUACGAGGUCUCCAGAAGUAG
Messenger RNA from Ascochyta rabiei, 435 nucleotides. Its product is annotated as Lipid-translocating exporter-like protein rta1. Bases 1 to 435 code for a protein of 144 amino acids. Lineage: Eukaryota; Fungi; Ascomycota; Dothideomycetes; Pleosporales; Didymellaceae. The transcript has a single exon. Gene Ontology annotation, cellular component: membrane. The record is from RefSeq and is a predicted model, not a curated record.